CGGCCCCCAGCCAGUCCCAACUAGGUGGAGGAGCGCCGGCUGCGUCGCGCGUACUUAUCAACCCGGCCCGGCGGCAUAGCGCGUGCGGCCGCCUCGUGGGAGGAAGCGCGGUCCGGGGGUGGGGUGGAGUGCCCCAGUCAUGGCUUUUCAGGGCGCAGCGCCCGGCCCGGGUCCGAGCGCCUGCGGGGGACGCUAAGCCCCAGAACUGGCUAUGCGAGCGGGCUGGCGGCCGUCCGGGCGCCGAGGGAGCGCACGGGGCACCAUGCGCCUCCGCCUGUCGCCGCUGCUGCUGCUCACCUGCGCUGCGCACACGGUCGGAGCCCUUCCUCGACUGUGUGAUGUGCUCCAGGUGCUGCGGGAGGAACGGGAGCAGUGCCUGCAGGAACUGUCCAAAGAGAGGACGGGAAACCUGGGCAUGGAGCAGCCAGCCCCAGGCUGCGAGGGGCUCUGGGACAACAUGAGCUGCUGGCCCUCAUCCACACCUGGACAGACCGUGGAGGUGGAGUGCCCCCGGUUCCUCUGGAUGCUCGUGGGCAGAAAUGGUUCCAUGUUUCGAAACUGCACGCAGGAUGGCUGGUCGGAAACCUUCCCCAGGCCUGACCUGGCCUGUGGGGUUAAUGUGAACGACUCCUUGUCCAACGAGAAGCGGUACCAGUACCUUCUGAAGCUGAAGGUCAUGUACACUGUGGGCUACAGCUCCUCCCUGGUGAUGCUCCUGGUUGCGCUCAGCAUCCUCUGUGCUUUUAGGAGGCUCCACUGUACCCGCAACUACAUCCACAUGCACCUGUUUGUGUCGUUCAUCCUUCGGGCCCUGUCCAACUUCAUCAAGGAUGCCGUGCUCUUCUCCUCCGACGAUGCUGCCCACUGCGAUGCCCACAGGGUGGGCUGUAAGCUGGUCAUGGUCUUCUUCCAGUACUGCAUCAUGGCCAACUACUCCUGGCUGCUGGUGGAAGGCCUCUACCUUCACACCCUCCUUGUCAUCUCCUUCUUCUCAGAAAGGAAAUGCCUCCAGGGAUUUGUUGCCCUUGGAUGGGGUUCCCCAGCCAUUUUUGUCGCUUCGUGGGCUAUCACCAGGCACUUCCUGGAAGAUGUUGGGUGCUGGGACAUCAAUGCCAAUGCAUCCAUCUGGUGGCUCAUUCGAGGGCCUGUGAUCCUCUCCAUCCUGAUUAAUUUCAUCCUUUUUAUAAACAUUCUAAGAAUCCUGAUGAGAAAACUUAGAACUCAAGAAGCAAGAGGAAAUGAAGCGAACCAUUAUAAGCGUCUGGCCAAGUCCACCCUCCUGCUGAUCCCCCUCUUCGGCAUCCACUACAUCAUCUUCGCCUUCUCCCCGGAGGAUGCCCUGGAGAUCCAGCUGUUCUUUGAACUGGCCCUUGGCUCCUUCCAGGGCCUGGUGGUGGCUGUCCUUUACUGCUUCCUCAAUGGGGAGGUGCAGCUGGAGGUUCAGAAGAAGUGGCGGCAGUGGCACCUCCAUGAGUUCCCACUGCGCCCGGUGGCCCUCAGCUCCUCCUUCAGUAACAGCACCAAGGCCAGCCCCUCGGAGCAGAGCCAGGGCACCUGCAGGGCCAGUGUCAUCUGAGGCCGGAGCAGGGCCAUGCACCCACAGAGGCCAAGAUG
Molecule: messenger RNA, 1614 nt
Organism: Sus scrofa (pig)
Lineage: Eukaryota; Metazoa; Chordata; Mammalia; Artiodactyla; Suidae
Gene: SCTR
Product: secretin receptor
Biological process (GO): adenylate cyclase-modulating G protein-coupled receptor signaling pathway; cell surface receptor signaling pathway
Cellular component (GO): plasma membrane
Molecular function (GO): secretin receptor activity; peptide hormone binding; G protein-coupled peptide receptor activity
Source: RefSeq, a predicted model, not a curated record